Messenger RNA from Pyricularia grisea, 732 nucleotides. RefSeq lists its product as uncharacterized. Bases 1 to 732 code for a protein of 243 amino acids. The record is from RefSeq and is a predicted model, not a curated record. Lineage: Eukaryota; Fungi; Ascomycota; Sordariomycetes; Magnaporthales; Pyriculariaceae. The transcript has a single exon.
AUGCCUGGCCUCGUUCCCUCCUACACCAUUCCCCCGAGCAUGAUUCCUCCCCCCAUCAGAGCUCCCGUCACUGAGGAGGAGAAGCAGAAGGAGUCCGAGAAGCAGGGUGGUCGCGUCAUCUGUCGCGUCCUCUACUUCCUCGCCGGGCUUGGCGGUCUGGUGUUCAUCGUCGCCUUUGAUCUCGUCAGCUCCCUGGACGAGCUUCACCGCACACGUCUCAUUCUGCAAACCACCAGUCCCUCCCUCGUGGUCUACUUCAUCUGCCUCGUCAUCUUUGGUGCCUACCACCCCGCCGACGGCAACUACAUCACCCGCGUCGCGACCCUCAACCAGACCGUGCCGGUCGCCUGCCUCAUGCUAGACCUCGCCUGGAUCUGGACCUUUAUGCUCAACGACAUCCACUUCGUCAUGGCCACGACCUUCUUCCUCGUCGUGCCCUGGCUCGCCGCCAUCGUCGCCAAACUGCUCGACGCCGAGACGGUAGCUCCCUGGCGCCCCACCACCGACCUACGCAUCAAGAUUGGCGAGGAGGUCAUGACGAUGAAUCUUCCUGUCGAGACCGCCAGCAAGAUGCAAGAGGCGUUCCGCGUCAAGGCCGAGGCCGAUCGCCGGGCUGGAAUGGGUCUUCGCGCAAACACGUGCGCCAUUCAGCCUACUCCUGCCCAUUAUAGUCGCGACAUGCGCUGGCCCUACAACAAUGACAAUCACUCCUACAACGGCUACAGCUGGUAA